Molecule: messenger RNA, 3969 nt
Organism: Sus scrofa (pig)
Lineage: Eukaryota; Metazoa; Chordata; Mammalia; Artiodactyla; Suidae
Gene: ZDHHC19
Product: zinc finger DHHC-type palmitoyltransferase 19
Biological process (GO): protein targeting to membrane; peptidyl-L-cysteine S-palmitoylation
Cellular component (GO): endoplasmic reticulum; Golgi apparatus
Molecular function (GO): protein-cysteine S-palmitoyltransferase activity
Source: RefSeq, a predicted model, not a curated record
UGUAUUCUUUAGGGUUUUCUAUAUACAAGGUCAUGUCAUCUGCAAAUGGAGAUAGUUUUACUUCUUUCUUUCCAAUGUGGAUGCUCUUAUUCUUUUUCUUGCCUAAUUUUUCUAGCUAGAACUUCUAGAACAAUGUUAAAUAGACGUGGCAGAAGCAAGUGUACUUAUUUUCUUUCUCAUCUAACAGGGAAAGUUUUUAGUCUUUCACUAUUAAGUAUGCUAGCUGUGGGUUUUUCAUUAAUUCCCUUCAUCAAGUUGAGGAAGUUCUCUUCUAUUCCUAGUCUGCUGAGGAAUCAUAAAAGGGUUCUGCCAGAUGUAUUUUCUGCAUUGAGAUGAUUGUGUUGUUGUUUUUUUCCCUUCAUUCUAUUAAUAUGAAGCAGACAUUGAUUUUUGUAUGUUGAGGCAAUCUUGCAUUCUUGGACUAAAUCUCAGUUGGUCAUGGCAUGUAAUUCUUUUAAUGUGAUGCAGGAUUCAGCUUGCUAGUAUUUUGCUGAGGAUUUUUGUAUCUAUAUUCAUGAAGGAUAUUGGUCUGUUUUGUGUGUGUGUUUGUGUGUUUAAUGUCUUCAUCUGGAUUUGAUAUGGUAAUAUUAACUUCAUAUAAUGAGUUAGGAAGUGCUCUUUCUUCUUUUUUGAGAAGGGCUGGCGUUCCCUGGUUAACUUUGAGUAUAAUUUACCAGUGAAGGCAUAGGCCAUUCUUUUUUUUUUUUUUGGUCUGGGCACUUUUCCUUCUAGGAUACUUUUUAUUUUUAAGUAUUAUAAAUCAAACUUUACACACACACACACACACACACACACACUCCUAAUGAACACUAGAUAAUUACCUUCCAAAUUUAUUUUUAUUCUUUGCUAAUGUAUAUAAUACUUUUACAUAGUUGUAAUCAAUGUGCAGAUUUUCUUUUGGGUCCAGCUUUUAAAUUUUUGAUUUAACAUUUUUUUUCCCACACACAAGUUCCAUCGAUAUAGUCCACAUAUGUCUCAAUAGUCCAUCAGACUAAUCUCUAGAAUAUCACAGAAAGAUAAAAUAAUCAGAGUCAAAUAAUAUCUUUGCAUCAUGAAGGAUAUGUUCCAGUCUAAAAGGUAGUUUUUAGCCAUAGGAAGAGCCAACUGUGAUAAAUCAUCAGGGAAAUAGUUGAUGAAGUAUGUGCUAUAAGUCCUUGAAGUAAAAUGAAGUCGUUAAUUUUUUGGCACUAUAUUAUAUUUUAAAAUAUCAUUUGGCUAGGCCAUUCUUUUUUUUUUUUUUCCUUUUUCAGCGACAACCACAGCAUAUGGAAGUUCCCAGGCCAGGGAUCAAAUCCAAGCCAGAGCUGUGACCAAUGCCACAGCUGCAGCAACACUGGAUUCUUCACCCACUGCACCAGGCUGGGCAUCAUACCAGUACCUCCACAGAGUCAAGCCAGGUCAUUAACCCACUGUACCACAGUGGGAACUCUUAGGCCAUUAUUUUUUGAAGAGUCUACCAUUUUGUCAAACUUAUUGAUUUCCCCUUCAGUUUUAAGCUGUUCUAGACUACUGCUUGUUGGUUGAUGAUUUUGGGGCCAUUUAAAUGCUAUUCUAUACAAAACCCUUCAAAACCCCAAAUAAAUAAACAAAACAAAAACAAACAAGGAAUUUCCCUUGUGAUGCAGUGGGUUAAGAAUCCCGUGUCUCCACAGCUGUGGCAUAGGUCACAGCUGCAGCUCAGAUUUGAUCCCUGGCCCGGGAACUUCCAUAUGCCGUGGGUACAGCCAAAACAGACAGACAGACAAACAAAAAGCUUAUAGUGUGGGAAUCCUCCAAAUACAGAGUGGUUCUGACGCUCACUAGCUAAAACAAAUGACAAACAUCAGCUAUAUGUAACAGAAACCCCAGUUAUUUUCUCACAUAAUAAGCAACUCAGAGGGAGAGAGUUCAAGGCUGGGGCAGUGACUCAGUAUCAUCAGUGUCAUUCUGUCUGUGCCCCAUGUCGACUUAUUGCCUAAUGGGUCAAGGUGGACCCCGCCAGCAUGUUUAGGUUCAAAACAGGAAGAAAGGGACAGAGCUGUACCAACUGUGUCCUUUUCCCUUUUAUCAGGAAAGCAAAAGCCUUUCUAGAAACAUCCACUUAUGUCUCAUUGACCAGAAUUGUAUCAUGAAGCCAACCCUGGAAACGAGGGACAAUUUAGCUGCCUCCUCCUGCAAAGUGCGAUUUUGUAAUGACGAAAUGGAAAAAAUGAAGCUAGAAUAACGAACACCGUUUUCUUCAAUUAGCACCAAACCUAAACGGCGAGUAGAAUCAGCUACUCUCUCCCCACCAUGUGUUUCUCUAAUGUCAUGUGUUCUCCAAACUGACCUCCCAGCGACAGGACCUCUCAGGCCCUAGUACCAGUAUGUGUGGGGGUUGCUGUUGGAAGUGACAGUCACAGGCUGCAGACGGUUCUACUGGAGAGCCCCUCGCCCCCAUUCUCCUCGGCCUCUGUGAUGUCACACUGGGGCUUCUUUCUUUCCACCCUGGGCUGUGCUUCCGAGGCUGCUGUGGCAUGGAGCUCCUGGAACCGGCAGAGGGGAAGGAGCCUACUGUCUCUGAUCUCCCCUGGGUGCACGGGAGGUCCAGCCAUGCCGCUCGUGAAGGAUGCCAUGCCCCUUGUGAAGGAGCCCCACUCCCCACCUCAGGCCCCCCUCCCCUGGCUGCUCCCAAGCUUGUUUGCCGCUUUCAACGUGGUGCUGCUGAUCACUUUCAGUGGCCUCUUCUUCGCAUUCCCGUGCAGGUGGCUGGCCCAGAAGGGGGAAUGGGCCUUUCCCAUCGUCACAGGCCUCCUCUUUGUCCUCACCUUCUUCAGUCUCAUUUCACUCAACUUCUCAGACCCUGGCAUCUUGCAUCGAGGCUCCAACGAACAGGGCCCCAUGGUGGUACAUGUGGUAUGGGUGAACCACAGGGCCUUCCGCCUGCAGUGGUGCCAGAAGUGCUGCUUCCACUGCCCACCCCGGACCCACCACUGCCCUUCGUGCAACAUUUGUGUGGAGGACUUUGACCACCACUGCAAGUGGGUCAAUAACUGCAUCGGUCACCGCAACUUCCGCUUCUUCAUGCUGCUCGUCCUGUCCCUGUGCCUCUACUCGGGCGCCAUACUGGUCACCUGCCUGAUCUUCCUGGUGCGCACGACCCAUCUGCCUUUCUCCAUGGACAAGGCUAUCGCCAUUGUGGUGGCUGUACCCGCCGCCGGCUUCAUGGUGCCACUCUUCCUGCUGCUGCUGAUCCAGGCCAUGUCCGUGAGCGCGGCUGAGCGCUCCUACGAGGGCAAGUGCCGAUACCUGCAGGGAUACAACCCCUUCGACUACGGCUGUGCCAGCAACUGGUAUUUAACAAUCUGUGCACCGCUGGGACCCAAGUACAUGGCCGAAGCCGUCUGGCUGCAGAGAGUGGUGGGGCCUGACCAGGUGCCCACCCAGAACCCGCACUUCCCGACGUCCCCCUCGGCGCUCAGUCUCCCAGCCCUCCCUGGGCCUGAGUCUAGCCCCCAGCCCCAAUCUCUGGGUCUCUACAAACCAGGGAAGGGUGCCCCCGGGAGUGGUGAGGCCGCAGCCCUGCAGGAGGUGAGGUGUGUGUGUGUGUGUGCGUGUGCAAGUGUGCUUGUGUGUGUUUGGAGACCGUGCCUUCGGAUUGUACAGGCAUUGGGGGAAGACCUCCAAUGAACACUGGGCUGGCCCUGAAGCUGGAGGACUCCGAGCCAGAGGGAGGGGGAUUGUAGGUGGAAGGAGCGCUGGCAGUAGAGUCCCAGGCCUCCAGAAAAGACCAGGAGUCCCUGGAGACCCAAAGGACAAAGGCCAAACCACUCACUCACUGGGUGGCCUUGGGCCAGUCACUCACCCUUUCUGGGCCUCAGUUUCCUCUGCUGUUUAUGAGGACUGAGUCUAGUCCGGGAUUUAUAAUUGCAGGGGGUGGGGAGGGACGACAGGUUGGAUUCCUUUAUUUUUUUAAUUUUUUUGUCUUUUUGCCAUUUCUUUGGGCCGCUC